GUAAAAUGAGCUCCAGCCUGCUUGCGAGCCUCUCCCGGCUCUCCCUACUUCAAACCCGCCAAAUUCAUCAAACAAUUCCCGCCGGCUCCUCGGUUUUUAUGAAAAGACAGAAGAAAAUUGAUCCGGAGGUAGCAAAGCAGCGAGAGACCCGACGCAGAAAACGGCUGGAAAAGGAUAUUCGUCAGAUGCAAAAGCACUCGAAAAAGCCGAAACCAGUGGAUGAGCUCACUUUGGACGUGAAAUCCGCGAAAAAUAUCGGAGAACGCCGCCGCCCACGCACCGAGCUCACCUUGGAGCAAAUUGACGAACGAGCCAUCGCUCUGAAGGAUUAUACACGCUCCCGGUUGGCUUUGCAGCAGGAGGAUGACGCGUGGAUUCGUGGAGCCAUCGAAUCGCAGAGAAAAGCUCUAAAUGAGCUGAAAAUGCUCAAAUUGGAGCUCUACGAGGCGGCUGUACAGCCAGCAGCCAAGGAUUUACCGCUUAUUGUUCAGGGACCCUCACUGACUCCGCCCAUUCGAAACUACGAGGCUCCGGACGGCGACUACAUUGAUACUACGAGAAAUUGGGCAUCUUAGAGCCGAAAAUUGUUGAUUUUUAUGUGUUUUAUGGGUAUUUUUGUUGUAGACAGUGACAUAGGAUGACGCAUUAAUAAAGGAAUUAUCGAUU
Messenger RNA from Caenorhabditis elegans, 666 nucleotides. It is a transcript of the gene mrpl-40, whose product is annotated as Large ribosomal subunit protein mL40. The transcript is spliced from 5 exons. Gene Ontology annotation, cellular component: mitochondrion; mitochondrial large ribosomal subunit. The record is from RefSeq and is marked reviewed. NCBI's taxonomy places the organism in Eukaryota, Metazoa, Nematoda, Chromadorea, Rhabditida, Rhabditidae. The coding region runs from base 6 to 575 and encodes 189 amino acids.